Molecule: messenger RNA, 1740 nt
Organism: Aspergillus steynii IBT 23096
Lineage: Eukaryota; Fungi; Ascomycota; Eurotiomycetes; Eurotiales; Aspergillaceae
Exons: 2
Coding region: 169-1710 (513 amino acids)
Source: RefSeq, a predicted model, not a curated record
GGAAUAAUCAUGCUACUGGGAAGUAUUCAAGUUCUCAGAAUAAUAUUUCCGGUCUACUUAACGAAGCUAGUCGUCUUGGCCAAACCCCGCAAUUACAUCCUCAUGUCACUUUCAUUUCAGAGCAUCCAGAUCCUUUUGCUGGCUCUCUGGCAGUCAUAAGCUCUAAAAAUGGUGUCUAGAGGAAUCUGGAACGUACAUAUUAACGGGAAAUGGUAUCGUUCCUAUGACUUACGGGGGCGAAUAUCUCCCCCUGAUAUUGAACCAACCUUCCGAAUGAUCAAGCAAAUUUGUGGCCAGCCCUGGUACGAGCCCGAUCGGCUUGAGGAAUGGGAGCCAAUCCCUUUUCGCACUCCGAUUCAUUCAAAUCUCAAUUAUGUGUACACUAUCGACAUGGACGCCGGUCUUUUCAUAAUCUCCCUGCGGCAGGAGUUUGAAGACACAUUACGUCCUGCGGCAAUAUGCAUCGACCUUGCAACACUCUGUGCGUCUGAUCACUUGCUCAUCGAGCACUCCCUUGAACAGCGCGAAUACAUGGCUCUUGGCAAUACCUGUCAGAGAAGGCCAACCCCGGAUCAAAGGCCAGUUUUCGGAUCGCUGGAUAUUGACCCGGCUAUCCCCACUCCCAUGAAUGAGCUACAGGAGCGCUUCUUCACCGACUUCGUUUUCAUGUGGCGUUUCUACAUCGAUGACCCUUUCACGUGGAGAUACGACUGUCCAGUCUUCCGGGUCCUGGCUAUCGCUUUCCUGCGCCUUGCCGCCUGGGAUUUCGAACUGUCACACAAGGGUACCCUCGAGCUUCCAAUCACCUUCACGUCGAUUCCUUCUUGGGGUUACCCCAAAGCGGACACAUACUGGUUCCAUGGUUUUCUUGUCGUUCUACACGAAAAUAUCGAAACCAAUCCCAUUAUAAACGAAGCCCUCGAAAUAGCUAAACCACAUCUUGAUGACUACAAGGGACGUGAUGUCCGCUUGGUUCUCAUCUCACCUCAACAUGUCGCCUUUGCGGAGAUUUCUCGUGAUUUUAUUUCAGUCUCCCAGAGUAUUGCUCUACUCACCAAUUCCUCGGCCCUCCGAUGCUCUCCUGGAUUCCGUGCUCUGAUCCGAAUCCUAACAUCAGACCGUUGGACCAAGACUUUGGCUGCUAGGGAAAGUUCGGAAGUUCACAUUCCGCCCGAGGUUCUUCAUAAUAUCCUAAAUGAAUUGAAGCCUCGAGAUACAGUGGCAUUCGCGCAGGCCUCACUUUCCUUCAAACGGUGCUAUUACGCCUCGGUGCCCCAGUUUAAAGAUACCGCUGUUCUGAGGUUCCAUUCGUCUGUACCCUGCUGUGGUAUGCGUGGGGGCUUAGACGAAGAUGGGAUUUGCUGUCGUCGCUGCUAUACAUGGCGGCAUGCAAAAUGUGUGGAUGUGAAAGACUGGUCAUCUACGGAGCAGUAUGUCUGCGUGGACUGUAGAGAAGGCAAACACCCCACAGCACUUGUUCCUGGUCAGCUCAAUAGAGUCAGCUGUCGAGUCGACCGAGAGAUAUACUCGAUUAGAGUUGGGGGUUCUGAAAAGACGCUGCAUCACCGACUCACCAAACCUACUCAUCUACGGAAGGAGCUAUGGUUUAUGAGAAAUACCAAGCCCCUUCCGCCGUGUUUUAUAGACUACACGGUUCUUUUUAACGGUUCGUUCUCUGGGUUGGCGUACGGCUUGGGAGACGGGGUCUAGUUGGCUUGUUGAAAUGUAGCGUGGAUAGGC